ACACUUUGCUUUGCUCACCAACACAACAGUUGUUUGAGAUCAAGAAGCACAGAUUAACCUAUUAAUACCUAAAGAAGUUCAAUGAUAACAACAAGAAAAAAUUGCUCAAGAAUGUGAGUUGACACAUCUUUAGAAUGACCUUACAUUUUUGCUCGAAAAAUAAAUCACAGAGAUAUCUUUAAAAAAAACAAACAGUAAGAAAUCAACAUGUCCCCUCCCAUUUUCUCCUCCCUCUUGCAUCACCCCAUAAUGUGAGGCAUUUCUAUAAACUUCAAGAGCUGAAGGAGUUUUAGCCAGAGAAAGAGGAGAGUCGAGAGAAAAGUGGACUGCAGAGGAAUGAAGAGUUAUAUCAGAAACAACACUGACUCUUCUGCAUGAUUGCCUGUGAGACGCAGAUUCUGCAGCGACUGGCUGUCCUGGUGAUGUUCCAUGGAUUAUCAAUGGGGAAGAUAAUGCCACAUUACGUCCUGGUCCAGAGACAGAUGUCCUGGUACAAAGCCAGGGACUUCUGUCAGAGGCAUUACAUCGACCUCGCUGUCCUGAGCACAGAAGAGCAAUACUUCUCUCUCAUCAAUGCCACUGCUGCAAACAAUGUCAGCUUUUGGGUCGGUCUGCACCGUCAGAACAUCUCCAGUGCCUGGACAUGGAUGGAUGGGGAAGAGCUGACCUAUCAGAACUGGUACAGGAGAAACUAUCAAGGCUGUGUCAGUUUGGAGGCCAUGCUGGAAAAAGACAAGAAGCUGCUGGCUCGCUACUGUGAUGAGUGGCACAUGUUUGUAUGUCAGGGUCCAGUUUCUCCACAGCCAGUGAAGGACUCAGUGGGCUCAGAUCACGUGAUUCUGAGUUGGAACAUUUCUGCUUUUAUGCAGAUGACACCACACAGUUACAAUGUGACGCUAUGCACCAACACAUGUAACACGCUCGUCUUCCACUACACUACUGGCUCUACCUUCAUGACCAUCAAAAUAUCCAACCUAACUUCAGCCACAGAGUUCGUCAUUGAGAUUUCUGCUUUUGUUGUACGACCCGAAUGGGCUGGGGAAAAAAAUAUCCUUCAAAGUAACCCUACAGCUUUACAAGUCAAAACAGUGGACUCUCGUGGGCAGUCCAGAGCAAUAUUUGUCAUACUUAAGUUGCUCAAGCUUGUGUCUCUGGCUCCUCCACUGUGGAUUCUUUGUCAGAUCCUGAAAACGUGUAAGGACUUUCCUGAGCAACAAAGAAAACAUACACUUAAUUAUCCCCUUCAUGCCUCUCAUGGUUCACUCUUACUUCUUCUGCAGAUGACUUCAAGGAAUCAGCAACUAAUUUCUCAACAGUUCAGGAGCUCUCAACCAUAGAGACCCUUGUUGAGCUGGUCCCAGACAAAACCAGAGGAAUCGGUUAAAAAUGAAAAUCCUAGACCUUAGCUAGAGGUCCAUGUGAAAGGAAAGUGUAUUUAAUUGUAAUUACUACUGAAGUAAAGCAAAAGAGGUAAAGGUAGUUUGCAGCAAACUGUGGUUAGUAAUGACAGGUCAAACUAAUAAUACUUCUCAGUACAAGCAGAGUCAAAUCAUGAUGCUGUCUGGCAUCAAUUAAAAUAUAUCAAAGGUCAUUGACUGAUACUAGUAAGAGUGUACGGUUGUUUGGAAUGUAUUACUUACUUACUUAUGACUAAUUUUAACUGCUCCAUUUCAUUUAGAAAUCUCGUAGUUUGAGGCCUUGUUUUGUAGUAUUGAAUUACUGAGCUUUGAUGCCCUGAGACAGCCCCAUAAGUGGGUUUUAAUGUAGGCUAUAUGGACAUUAUAUGAACUUUUGGCUUUGAACCUAAAAAGCAGGGAAUUACGUUUCCAGCAUUCAUGAACCAAAAGUAAAAACAGCUGAAUAGAACUAUAUAAUAGUAAGGUUUACAUGGUUAGACAUUCAGAAAAGAAAACAUGGUCAUUGAAAUAUGUGUUAUUAAAUCAAAUUCUGUUUAUCCUGGUUCUGUUCAGAACACAACUUGGUCACAGGUUGUAACUGUAGACAUCAUGAUUCAAGUCAACAGAGAUGUGAACUGUGUUGACCCCAAAUAAUACAAGUAUUAAGAAUGAAAUUUAACUUUAGAAUUGCACAAAUGAUAAGGUGUAGGUGUAGAGAGGUGCUUCCGUUUUUGGAGCUAGUUCUGAUGCAACCCUAAGAUGGUGAACUUCAGCGGGUAAAAGCCGGGUCGGGGGACUAGCCUAGCGGGUAUGCCACGUAUGGCAUGUACAGAGGCUAUAGUCCUCAGCCCUUUGCUGCAUGUCAUCCCCCAUUCGCUCCUCCCAACAAUUCCUGUCUCUCCUUAGCUGUCCAAUCUAAUGAAGACAAAAGGCCCCAAAAGAUGACUUAAAACAAGCCCACCAUGUUUGUUUCUAUCCACAGGAAAAGUAGUCAAAGUAAGUAUGGGGUUAUUACUGUGUCAUUUUAUCAUCUUAUUCAGAUCUUAAUGAAAAACAGCUUAACUGUCUCAUUUCUAAAACAAUGGCAUAUCUUCCUAAUGAUGGUGUAAGCUAAAGUGACAGUAUGGAGGGAAUUAUUUUCAGUGGGCAAGAGGGAUUGUGGUGUAUAUGGUUCAUUAUAAUCUGGGGUGAGCUGAAUUUUUCAGGUUAUUUUGAACAAAAAUUCAGAUGUACUGUGUAGUCCACCAAUGUGUUGUUUUCUAGAUGUUGUUUUAUUGUUAAAUGUGACGUGAUAGAGUUUGCACCAGCCUUUCCGACUUAAUGUGUCCAAAGCUGAAAUUUGUGGAUAUGGCAUAUAAGCUAUAGAUGUUUUCUUAUUUAUUUUUUUGCCUUGUAUCAUAAAACCUUUGGAAAAGAUUAUCCAGUUAGUUAUUUUCUUUCAAAGGCACAACAUCCGUAAAUGUGAAGUGGUUCAGAUUUAGCUGAAGCUGGGAUCUAAAGCAUUGGCUUAAAACCUAUUUAUUAAAAAAGUUGUGAUUUUGUUUUGUUUUUUAAAUUUAAAUUCAAGGCUUAAAAACAUCUUGGAUUUGAAUCGCACAGAUUCUUAUAGUAAUUUUGCAUUUAUUUUAUUUUUUUACUUUUAUGCAGCUAUUUUUUUAUACAUAUAUUUUGUCCAAUCUAGUAUUCUAUCAGUGCAUGCUGAAUAAAUCAAAUGUAAAUUGAAGUGUCAAUUUCUUUCAAAGACUGAUUGAUAACAUGUUGACAGGCCUUUGGUAGAUUUACAUUUCUUUGAAUGUUUUGGACACAAAUAAAUCUCCACAACAGUUAAAUUAAAUUUACAAUAUUCUGACUCCUGAUGAAUUUUCUCUCAGAUUUAAAAAAUUUAGCUAAAUCCACAACCUCAAAAUGAGGAUUGAGGUAGUGAAUACAUUUAGAACUAAGAAAAUAUUUUAGACCAUAAAUCUCACUGUUCUCUUGUUUUCUGUGCCUUUAAAGUGUUUAAGACUUGUGGUUCCUUAUAUCAACAUUGUGUUUCAUGUUUUGAACAAACUAUUCUACAGCAGAAAUGUACUGUCAGCCUAUAGCUUUCGUUGCUGGCUGCUCGUGUCACAAAGAGUCGAAUAAAAUAAAUCUGACAAACUAUUGUUACUGAAAAUCUUUUUUGGCUCUUUU
Labrus mixtus (cuckoo wrasse) is the source of this 3569-nucleotide messenger RNA. RefSeq lists its product as uncharacterized. Gene Ontology annotation, molecular function: protein binding. The coding region runs from base 375 to 1337 and encodes 320 amino acids. The record is from RefSeq and is a predicted model, not a curated record. NCBI's taxonomy places the organism in Eukaryota, Metazoa, Chordata, Actinopteri, Labriformes, Labridae. The transcript has 4 exons.